Paramacrobiotus metropolitanus is the source of this 647-nucleotide messenger RNA. RefSeq lists its product as uncharacterized. The record is from RefSeq and is a predicted model, not a curated record. The transcript has 4 exons. The coding region runs from base 279 to 602 and encodes 107 amino acids. Lineage: Eukaryota; Metazoa; Tardigrada; Eutardigrada; Parachela; Macrobiotidae.
CAUUAUUUCUAUGCAGCCUAAUCCGCCGCAGAAUCUUAAGAUACCACUAUCUCUAUAAUAAAACUGGUCACCAAGUGACAGCUCUUAAACUGAACCUGAUCAUAAGACAAACCACCGAAACCUGUACAGCCACAUCCGGAUGUUUUCCUUUCUCUCACCUUUGUUAAAAACCGAUCGGUAACAAACCGUAUAAACACAUGCAGCAGUAUGCAUAAUGCCAGGAUCAACACAACUUUACGGCACCGUCCGUAGCGUAAGUAUCGCUGGAACAUUCGCAGAUGGAGGAAUCUUGGUGGAUGGAAAAUGUACAAAGAAGACACAUGUACACCGUGCAGUGGAUUAUUACCGUAAAAUUUCAAGCCACAUUUUCUGCUGGUCUACCGAGUCGGACCGAAAUUUACGUAAAGAAAUUGAAGAUUCCAUUCAGGAUUUGUGGGGAAACAUGCAUAUGGAUUAUGGACAACACAUUAAAUUCCUCCAGCCUGUAUUUGCUUCACAAUUUGCAACACGGCAGUGGUAAUCGCAAAGCCAGGGGCUCGACGGACGUGCGUCCGGACGAGAGCGCCAUUCUUGCUGAAUUAGUACAAAGCACAGCAUUAUAAUGAUACCCUAGUUGCAUGUUCGUUGGUCAACUUCCUUAUGGUCAU